AUGACCGGCCAUUUUUUUGAGGGCGCUGAGAAACUAUUGGAACUUUGGUUUACGUCAAGUACGACUGAUUCAAAUAAUCCAACGCCACAAAAUGACUUGCGAAAUAUUCCUCGGGAUCUUAUGGAAGAAGUCCUGGAUUUGGUCAACUGCAAAGUGCUUCGAUACGCUCAAUCAGAUACAACGGAUACAUAUGUAUUGAGCGAAUCAAGCAUGUUUGUUUUUCGUACACAUUUGGUGUUGAAAACAUGUGGAGAAACAACGUUACUCCACGCUAUUCAACCAUUGUUAGGGCUUGCUCGCGAUUAUUGUGGAUUCGAUGUAGUUGAUCAAGUUUAUUAUAGUCGCCGAAAAUUUCUUCGUCCUGAAUUACAAAAAGCACCACACACGAGUUUCGAUCAUGAAGUCGCUUAUCUCGAUUCGUGCUUUGAAGGCGGCAGUGCUUAUGUUCUCGGUCGCACAAACGUCGAUUGUUGGUAUUUAUACACGCUUGACAAGUCAUGCGUUGGCACGAAAUCAACUCAGACAUUGGAGGUGAUCAUGACCGAUCCUGAUCCGAACAUAAUGAAAAUUUUCUACCAAGAAAAUACAAGCUCAGCGACUGAAGCGACACAAAAAGCUGGCAUUGACAAAAUCUUUCCGAAUGCGAAGAUCUUUGAUUAUCUAUUCGAUCCAUGUGGGUAUUCAAUGAAUGGUCUUUUGCCUGAUGGUUAUUACUUUACCAUUCAUAUCACACCGGAACCAGAUUUUUCGUAUGUCAGCUUCGAAACUAAUGUACCGUACCACCAGUACAAUGAAAUCAUUGAUAAAGUGGUUAAGAUAUUCAAUCCAGGCAAGUUCACAACAACAAUCUUUGGUGGAAAGCCAAGUCCCGGUAAAUGA
Molecule: messenger RNA, 879 nt
Organism: Adineta ricciae
Lineage: Eukaryota; Metazoa; Rotifera; Eurotatoria; Adinetida; Adinetidae
Source: the annotation of a GenBank genome assembly